AUGUUGUCCGCGGCUAAAUUAUCAAAUAACGUUUUCAAGAAAUGUAUGUUACUGUAGAUUGUUCAGAGAUUCUUGGAUACUGUAAUUGCAUAUAGUAUAAAAUUAUUGUAACUUUUGUGGAGAGUGAAUUACUGUAGAUCGUCUCAAGACUCUAGAAUCUCAACACUGUACAGUAACCCAAACACGGUAGAUUCAAUAGAAAGUGCUGUCGUUCUUUGAACUUCCAAAUUAUUCAUGUAAUCAAAAAUAAUUUGUAGAUGCUAUUCGUAAUUUGUCAGUUACUGUGAAACCAACUCGAGAUGAGCCAGAAUUUGAUAUGUAUUGUGAUCCAGAAAAUCCAAAAUCUUUACAAUUCGGCGAUAUUUCAAUGGCUCAUCAUAAAUUGCAAAAUGGAAUAGUUAAAACAGGCCUGCGCAAAUCGAGAAUUCUUUCAAAAAUAUUUGAAAUGGAUUUGCAUUUGAAGAUGGAAGUUUUACAAGAGACUGGAAGUUUCAAAGAACGCGGAGCAAGAUAUGCUCUUUUGAAUCUAUCGGAAGAAGUUCGAAAAAAUGGAGUAUAUGCUGCUUCAGCUGGAAAUCAUGCAUUAGCUUUAUCAUUUCAUGGUAAAAAUCUUGGAAUUCCCAUUAAUGUUGUAAUGCCAAAAAUCGCUCCUCUCAUGAAAAUUGGGCGAUGCAAAGAUCUUGGUGCAAAUGUUUUGGUACAAGGUGAAGAUAUUGGUGAAUCUCGAGAUAUUGCAUUGAGAACUGCAAAAGAGAAAGGUGGCAUUUAUAUAAAUGGAUAUGAUCAUUAUGAUAUUUUAGCCGGUGCUGGAACUAUUGGAAUUGAGAUUUUGGAACAAUGUCCACUUCCUGAUGCGGUUUUAGUUCCGGUUGGAGGUUGUGGUUUGAUUGCUGGUGUUGCAACGGCUAUUAAAACAUUGUCUCCGGAUACAAGAGUUAUUGGAGUUGGCGCUGAAUCAUGUCAAGGACUUAUGGUGAGAAUAGUUCACUCCAAUGGUUCCCAAGUUUUAAAAUCUCAUUUUUCCAAAAAUGUUCAUUUAAAAAUAAAAUAUGAAUAUAAAAAUGAUCGAAAAAUAGUCGCAAAUUUCUAGUACAAAACUUGUCCAGAUUUCAGAAUACAUAAUUUUCUCGAGGCGAAAAAGUUGGAGAAAACUUACUGUUUCAAAAAUUUGAUAUACAAAUUUUUCAAAAAAUUUCACAAUUUGUCUAAUUUUCUGAUUCAUUUUUUCAGAAUUCUUUGGAAGCUGGACAACCUCUCUACACUCCGUGCCGCCCAACUUUGGCUGAUGGUUUAGCUGUUCCAACAGUUGGUGUAAAUGCAUUCGAAUCUCUAAAAGGAAAAGUUGAUGAAAUAAUAAGUGUAGCUGAAAAUGACAUCGCUGUUGGAAUUCUUCGUCUUGUUGAAACUGAAAAAAUGGUUUGUGAAGGAGCCGGAGCAAUUGGUAUUGGAGCACUUCUUUCGGGUAAAUUAGAUCAUCUCAAAGGCAAAAAAGUUGUAUCAAUUCUGAGCGGCGGAAAUAUUGAUAGCACAUCUUUGGGUCGAUGUAUCGAUCGUGGUUUAGCGUAUGAUCAUCGAGUUGUUAAAAUUAGUGUGAUUAUAAAUGAUAAUCCAGGUGGAUUGGGAAGAUUGACAAGUGUUGUUGGAAGUAUGAAUGCAAAUAUUCGAGAUUUAUAUUUGGAGAGAGAAUUUUUGAGACAUGACAUGUCUUGUCAACGUGUUAAAAUUAUUGCAGAAGUUAGAGAUCAACAACAUGAGCAACAACUUAAGGAUGAACUUAUUGAAAUGUGAGUUUUUUUAAAUUGACAUUUUACCGAAUUCAGGAUAAAUUUUUUUAGUUAAAAAUUCUUUUAAAAAAAUCAUAAAUUUGGGCUGAUUUUGAAAAGUUUCGAAUUUCUCCCUAACAUUUAUUUUCCUCGGGAAAUUUUGAAUUUUCAGUUAUUCCGAAAAGAAUUGCUUAUUCAAAACUUCUCGUUUGCCAGGAUUAUAA
Messenger RNA from Caenorhabditis angaria, 1987 nucleotides. NCBI's taxonomy places the organism in Eukaryota, Metazoa, Nematoda, Chromadorea, Rhabditida, Rhabditidae. The record is from the annotation of a GenBank genome assembly.